AUGUCACGGGAUCUCGGCAUUGACAACAAAUCACACUGGCGUGACUCAUACAUAGAUGGAUUAGCUGCCAAACAAUCCGAGGGCGAACAAUUCUCCUCGAGAAACUCUCCCCAAAAGCACGCCGAUGAUCUGUUCACUCUAACCGGUGGACUCGAGCCAUCCAAAGAAGCCCUCUGGGACUACAUGUUCGACGGACCGUACUCAGACGCUGAAGCCUUCAAAGCCAGCAUCGCAUCGAAAUCCGCUUCAAAAGAUCCAUUCUUCUACGCAAUCAUCGACAAGCGCAACUCUCUCCCCACUUUCGAAAAGGCAAUUGGCUAUAUCUCUCUGAUGCGCAUGACUCCCGACCACCUGGGCAUUGAAAUCGGGAAUGUGAUGUACUCCGCUGCGCUCCAGCGCACAACUGCCGCCACAGAGGCGAUCUAUCUCCUCGCCCAGCAUGCUUUCCAUAAUCUUGGGUAUAGGAGAUUGGAGUGGAAAUGCAAUUCGCUGAAUGAGCCUUCGCAGCGUGCUGCUUUGCGCUUGGGGUUCUCGUUUGAGGGAAUCUUUCGACAGCAUCUGAUUGUUAAGGGAAGGAAUAGGGAUACAGCUUGGUUUUCUAUUCUGAGGGAUGAGUGGGAUGAUUCGCUGAAGGCUGCCAUGGAGAAAUGGCUGGAUGCUGGGAAUUUUGGGGAAGAUGGUGGUCAGAUUAAGUCACUGCAGGGUUUGAGAGCUGAGUUGAGUUGA
Molecule: messenger RNA, 726 nt
Organism: Penicillium samsonianum
Lineage: Eukaryota; Fungi; Ascomycota; Eurotiomycetes; Eurotiales; Aspergillaceae
Product: GNAT family N-acetyltransferase
Exons: 2
Coding region: 1-726 (241 amino acids)
Molecular function (GO): protein N-terminal-serine acetyltransferase activity; protein-N-terminal-alanine acetyltransferase activity
Source: RefSeq, a predicted model, not a curated record